Messenger RNA from Rosa rugosa (rugosa rose), 1354 nucleotides. Its product is annotated as protein SRG1-like. The coding region runs from base 19 to 1242 and encodes 407 amino acids. NCBI's taxonomy places the organism in Eukaryota, Viridiplantae, Streptophyta, Magnoliopsida, Rosales, Rosaceae. The transcript is spliced from 4 exons. The record is from RefSeq and is a predicted model, not a curated record.
UAUUUUCUUGGCCUAUAUAUGAUAUCACCCUCUCUCUCUCUCUCUCUCUUUCUCUCUGAUCUGAAUACAAUAAAGUCCAAUUCUUCUGUCAUUUGCUUAUCAAUUAUCAUAAGAGCACUCAGCAAUUGGCAGCUAAAUCUACAAAAAAAACCUUUACAACAUCCACACAGAAAGAAAGACAUGGCUGAAUCUUCCACUCCUGCCAAGGUCGAGUUAUUAGCAACCAAAACUGUGCAAGAGCAACUCACUGAAGGAGAAGUACUGGUGCCACAGAAAUAUAUUCUCAAAGAUGGAAUCCCACUUCCAAAUGCUUCUGUUGAGUUGAUGGAUGUUCCGGUUAUUGAUCUUGGUCUCCUCGCACCUUCCUCAUUCAGUAUGGAAGAAUUUGACAAACUCAGAUCAGCUCUUACCAAAUGGGGUUGCUUUCAGGUAAUAAACCAUGGAAUGACUCCUGAAUUCCUUGACAAAGUCCGUGAAAUCACGAAACAAUUUUUUGCACUUCCACUGGAAGAGAAGCAGAAAUAUUUGAGGCCAGCCGACAACAUUGAAGGAUAUGGGAAUGACAUGGUUUUUUCAGAGCAGCAAACACUUGAUUGGACUGAUAGACUAUACCUUACUGUAUAUCCACCAGACAAGCGCAAGCUCAAGUUUUGGCCUGAAAAUCCCAAAUCUUUUAGGGAUACUCUAGACCAAUAUACCAGUAAGUUACAGGUCAUAACAGAAACUGUCCUUAAGGGCAUGGCGCGGUCAUUGAAUUUGGAGGAAGAUUGCUUUCUGGACAAGUAUGGAGAACAAAGGAAAAUGGAUGCCAGGUUUAACUUCUAUCCUCCUUGUUCAAGGCCUGAUCGCGUACUAGGUGUCAAGCCACAUGCAGAUGGAACAAUAAUCACCCUUCUGUUGCAAGAUAAAGAAGUGGAAGGUCUUCAAUUUCUGAAAGAUGGUCAAUGGUUUAGAGCUCCAAUUGUUCCUGAGGCACUUCUAAUUAAUGUUGGUGAUCAAGCAGAGAUAUUGACUAAUGGACUGUUCAAGAGCCCAGUGCACAAGGUAGUGACAAAUGCAGAAAAGGAGAGGAUUUCUUUGGCUACGUUUUGUGUCCCGGAUUCAGAGACAGAUAUCGAACCCUUUGAAGGCCUCAUCAAUGAGUCAAGGCCAAGGUUGUACAAAAAGUUGAAAAACUACGUUGGCAUCUAUUUUGAAUACUACCAGCAGGGAAGAAGACCAAUUGAAGCAGCAAUUAUAUAACCUUGAUUAUGCAUCUCUUAUGGCUUGUAGCAAAAGAUGAAUAACUUCAGGUUUUAUUACUCAGAAGAUAGUGGCAUGAAUCCUAAGAAAUAAAUAUUUUUGUUUUCUUCUA